CUGAAAGUGCUUGAUAUGUACAACAACAGCUACACAGAUUCUCAUAUAUGGCAAUUAGCCAUUGAUAACCCAGACAGGGACAUCUAUUGUUUCACGACGGAUCCCAUACUGUAUACAUCGUUCCCGGAUUAUAAAUUGGCUAUUGGACCGCAGAACUUUUAUAUCCUCAAUGGGAUAUCGUACCAGAACGUUCCAAUGACGAAGAAUACAUUUGCUGCUGCAAUAUGCUAUGACUUACACUUCUAUCUAAAGAACGACCAAUGGGUACCAACACUGUCAGAAGUGUUUCGGUUGUUAACUUUCAACGGCCAGAUCAGCAUAUUCCUGAUGGACUACUCGGUACUGAAUUGUAAAAAUGAAAUCUAUAGCAAAUUCUUUGAGAUGCUCAGAAAUGCGCUGAGGAGGGAUGGAAUGGAUCCAUAUCCAUGUAAAUCCAUUCAAAAGAGGUUGAGGGAAGCUGGCUUCCAAAACAUCAGACACGCCUUUGUCUCGUUGAAAAAGGGAAUUCCAACAGACCUGGGUAACAUUGUGGAGUUUGUUCAGAGCUUUUUUGAGUGUGCUAUGUUUAAGUACGUUGCACAACUUCACUUAUCACCAGAGGAACUCGUCUUGUUUAGAGAGAUGAAAUUACAGUACAACAGAGACGUUAGAAACGGCGAGCUGUUGGAUGAAUUCGGAGACUUCUACUAUAUGCUUGUCUUUGCACAAAAGAAAACGUAUUGAGAACACACUUGUCGUUAAUAUUGAAUUUUACGUCCUUUACGAAC
Molecule: messenger RNA, 767 nt
Organism: Williopsis jadinii
Lineage: Eukaryota; Fungi; Ascomycota; Saccharomycetes; Phaffomycetales; Wickerhamomycetaceae
Exons: 1
Coding region: 16-723 (235 amino acids)
Source: RefSeq, a predicted model, not a curated record